AUGCAGCGACUGCAGGAGCAGGUGAAGAAGCUCCAGGCGGAUGCAGCGGACGAGGGCCGGAGACGAGCACAAGCUGAUACUCUGGAGCUGAAGGUAGCCAAUCUGGAAGAGGAACUACAGGCAGCUCAAAGGCAGUGUGACCAGGCUAUCCAGAAGAGAGACGCCCUACUGAGACAGUCCGAGGCUGAUCUUCUGCAAGCGCGGGAGAAGAUCCGAAGCAGGGCGGCAGAGGCUCGAGGGCUGGAAGCUGAUCUGCAGAGAGCCAAGAAAGAGAAAAGGCAGAGGGAGAAAGAGUGUGUAUCACUCAAAACACAGCUGCUUCAGCUCAGAGAACAACUGAAGGAGGCUCACACCACUUGCAGAGACACGGGCCAGGAGCUGACGCGGCAGCAGGAGAGGGUGCAGAUGCUGGAGGGAGGUCAACAUCUGGCUCAGGAGCAGCUCUCCGAGCGUGUGGCUGAGGUGGUGCGAGCAGAGAAAGCCCAGAGGAGACUGCAGGCAGACCUCAAGGGAAUAACAGACAGUCUGGAAAACACCCAAAAGGAGCUGCAGGACUCACGGAGGCUGGUAGAGCGCUUGAGAGCAGAGGCCAGCAGCAGCAGAUCGGAUGUGCUCAACGCUCAACAUGAAGUCGGGAGACUCCAGCAGGAGAAACAGCAGAUCCUGGAUGAGCUGGACAUCAGCAGAGAGACCCUCUCAGCCCUGCAGACUAAGCUGUGUGAACAGGAGAAGCUUAUAAACACACACCAGACUCAGCUUCAACUGUGCAGGAGACAACUGGAGACCAGAAAGGACCAGGAGCAAAAACAGCACCAACAGAUGAGCAGUCUGCAGGCUACAGUGACCAGACUGAAGCUGGAUGUGGAGCAGGAGCGGGAGAAGUGGCGUCAGGGGGUACGAGAGGCAGCCAAGGCCGAUCAGAGAGGCAGAGAGCUGAGACUGGAGCUGAGCACCGCACAGGCCACUCAUAAAGAGUACAUGGAGAUGCUGGCGGAGUACAGUGGAGAGGUGGCGUCCCAGAGGAGUGAGCAGGCCCGUCUGCAGCAGUUCCUGAUCCAGCUGACGGAGGAGAAGAAGGCUCAGGACGAGCGAGUCACACAAAUGAGUGCAGAUCUAGAGAGACUGCACAGUGAGAGCAGGAGCUCUGAGGAGAAGGCUCGUGCGAGUGAGGCGCGGCUGGCGGAGCUGCACACACAGCUGUCCCGCUCUCAGCAGAGGACACAGGAGCACAUGAGCGUCCUGCGGGACAGAGAGGAGGAGGUGCUGCUGCUGAAGAUGGACAUGGCCGCUCUCAGAGAGAACUACGCUGAGAAAGUGUCCCAGGUUGAGGCUUUGCACUCACAGAUGGACAGUGUUGAUCAGAAAUAUAACGCAGCUGUGUGUGAAGUGGAAGUUUUGCGGCAGUGUUUGGGAGACGCACGGAGUGACAGCUCUCGACUUCACAGGGAAAGUGAACUCGUCGUGACCAAUGUGAACCAAUGGGUAAAGGAGCAAAAGCACACUAAUGAGAAACUGGCACUCAAGAUCAAAGACCAGAGCAGGAAGAUCAUCCACCUGACAGCUGAGAGAGAUCACCUUCAGGAGAAUGUGAAGGGUUUACAUGGGGAAAUCAGGAGGCUGAAUGCAGAGCGACUGAAGCCGUAUCAGAGGAAGGCCAGUAAUGAUUCUCGCCAGUCGUGUGGAACGCGGCACGCGGGGAAGCGGGGCGAGACAGACGCCAGAAUAAAGGCGGCUAUCAUUUCUGCUCGUGCGAGUGAGGCGCGACUGGCGGAGCUGCACACACAGCUGUCCCGCUCUCAGCAGAGGACACAGGAGCACAUGAGCGUCCUGCGGGACAGAGAGGAGGAGGUGCUGCUGCUGAAGAUGGACAUGGCCGCUCUCAGAGAGAACUACGCUGAGAAAGUGUCCCAGGUUGAGGCUUUGCACUCACAGAUGGACAGUGUUGAUCAGAAAUAUAACGCAGCUGUGUGUGAAGUGGAAGUUUUGCGGCAGUGUUUGGGAGACGCACGGAGUGACAGCUCUCGACUUCACAGGGAAAGUGAACUCGUCGUGACCAAUGUGAACCAAUGGGUAAAGGAGCAAAACAGCUCACAGCUUCCUCACUGCAGCCCAUUAUCUGUGCCCCUGCUCCUCUCCAGGCACACUAAUGAGAAACUGGCACUCAAGAUCAAAGACCAGAGCAGGAAGAUCAUCCACCUGACAGCUGAGAGAGAUCACCUUCAGGAGAAUGUGAAGGGUUUACAUGGGGAAAUCAGGAGGCUGAAUGCAGAGCGACUGAAGGUCCAGAACCUGCUCCACAUGCCACCUUAUUCCAUUAUUGAUGAUAGAGAGAGAGAGUCAGAGGCCUGA
Molecule: messenger RNA, 2349 nt
Organism: Pimephales promelas (fathead minnow)
Lineage: Eukaryota; Metazoa; Chordata; Actinopteri; Cypriniformes; Leuciscidae
Source: RefSeq, a predicted model, not a curated record